ACUCUGUGCUAGCAAACAGUUAUAAAGUGCUGGUAUCCUUUCCCCUUGCCAUUGAAAUUGCUGUCAAAAAAGCCAGGGAGCAUUUUCACCCCACUAUGGCAGGGUAUGAUAUCUGGUCAGUCCUUUGGAAAGGGAACUUGGGAACUUGCCUUUUACUCACAUGUUCUUGUAUUGAGGUUUGAGCCCCCUUGGGCAGGUGUCAGUGCCGGGUCAUUUAUGAGGUUAUUUUGAUUUUUCUUUGCUUUUAUUUCAGAAGCUAGAGCUGCAAAGAGGUGGGAGGAAUGAAUCAAGUUACGCAACUGUGAACAACCCUGUCCUGUGGAUGCCGGAGUUCCAGGGCCAGGCCAAUCUGCAUGUGUUCGAGGACUGGUGUGGCAGCUCCACUGAGCAGCUCAGGAAGAACCUCCACUUCCCUCUGUUCCCCCACACACGAACUAGACUGAAGAAGCUGGCUGUGUCCCCAAAAUGGACCAACUAUGGUCUCCGGAUAUUUGGCUAUCUGCAUCCUUUCACCGAUGGGGAGUUUCAGUUUGCCAUUGCUGCGGAUGACAAUGCUGAGUUCUGGCUGAGUUCAGAUGAAAAGACCUCUGGUCUCCAGCUGCUGGCCAGUGUAGGCAAGACAGGGAAGGAGUGGACUGCGCCAGGGGAGUUCGGGAAAUUUCAGAGCCAGCAGUCAAAGAUGGUGAGGUUGUCAGCUGCAGGCAGGUACUAUUUUGAGGUGCUGCACAAGCAGGAUGACAGAGGAACAGACCAUGUGGAAGUAGCAUGGAGACUGAAUGACCCAGAAGCGAAAUUCAAAGUCAUCGACUCCCAAUACCUCUCCCUUUUUGCUAAUGAGACGCUUUUAAAGAUGGAUGAGGUUGGGCACAUCCCGCAGACGUUGGCCAGUCACACAAGGCGGCCCACUGACAGUGCAGGCAGCAAGGCACACCCAGCUGACAUGUUGAAGCCUGACCCCCGGGACACUCUGUAUGAAGUGCCUCUGCUCAGCAAGUCUCGUGUGCGCCGAGCUUUGCCAGACUGCCCAUACAAGCCCAGCUACCUGGUGAAUGGAUUUCCUCUGCAGCGCUACCAGGGACUCCAGUUUGUUCAUUUGUCCUUUGUUUACCCAAAUGAUUACAGCCGCCUAAGCCACAUGGAGAAAGAUAACAAAUGCUUCUAUCAGGAAAACCCUUAUUACUUGGAAAGAUUCGGAUUCUAUAAGUACAUGAAAAUGGAUCGGCCAGAGAAGAGCCUGGACUCUGGAGAGAAGACAGAGCAGCCAGGCUCCCAGGAGGGGAACCUGGAUGACGCGCAGUAUGCGGAGCAGGAUGUGGAGAGUACCAGUGCCCCCGAGCUCCCCAGCACAGGGAGAGCAGAGCUGGCAGGCAACGUUCCCAGCAGCGUGGUGGGCAGUGAUAACGUUCACGAGGACUAUUCCCUUCGGGAGCACCGUCGGCUCCUCUCGGUAGUGGGUGGUGACACAGGAGGGGGGCCUCAGAGGAGAAGGACAAAGAGGUCUGGUGUCAAAUCAGCCACGGUGGCCUCUGCCAACCAAAGCCUCAGCCAGGCUGGCUUAGAAGGGAACCCAGUAAUGAAGAGGCCCCGUCUAAAAGCUGGUGUCAAAGACAACUCCAAGAGCCCUCCGCAGCACGCCAGGGCUGUCCAGGGGGGAGCAGCUGUCAAAAAGGCAGACCCUCCUUCUAGGACUGUGUCUCAAAGACAGCAGCCUCUCGGCAUCCUCAGGGACUCAGGGGUCAUGAUUCCCAAAGGACUGAGACCUCGAGGAGACCUCAGCACCACUAAGGGUGGACUGCAGCCAGCAGGCUCUGUGCCAGCCGGGAAGGGAGGCCCAGUCUCUGGCAAAGCUGGCAGACAUGCUGUGAGCUCUGCCAGCCCCAGCCAGCAGCCUGGGCUGACACAGUGGCUGAACCAAGUGGAGUCCUACAUUGCUGAGCAGAAGGCAGCCAAUGGUGGGGACAUGGCUGAGGGAGAAGCACAGGUGGCAUCUCCUGUGAAGAGCAAGUCUGAACCUGUGGCAGCAGAAGAGGAAGAGGAAGAGGUGGAUGGGGAGCCAGAGGAGGAAGAUGAGGAGGAUUUUGAUUACGUACCAGUGUUUGACCAGGCGGUGAACUGGGAGCAGACCUUCAGCACAAGCAACCUGGACUUCCAUAUGCUGCGCACAGACUGGAUUGACCUGAAAUGCAACACAUCAGGAAACUUGCUGCUAAAAGAAGGGGAGGCCCUGGAAGUCACACGUGUCUUCCUGAAGAAGCUCAACCAGAGGACUAAAGGGCGGUUCCAGCUGCAGCGUAUUGUGAACGUGGAGAAGCGCCAGGACCGCAUGCGGGGCAGCCGCUACCUGCUGGAGAUGGAGCUGCUGGAGCAGCAAGGGCAGCUCGUCCGCUUCAGCGAGUACGUCUUUGCACGGGGCUGGCAGGGCAUUGGUGGCGAUGAGGAGGAGGAGAGGAAGAUGAGGAACCUGGCGUGGGGUCGCCGGCGGCACCUGAUGGCUGUGGAGAACGAGCCAGAGCUGUGCUGGCCACAGGGCUUUUCCUGGAACCACCGUGCCGUGGUUCACUUCGUGGUGCCAGUGAAAAACCAGGCACGUUGGGUGCUGCAGUUCAUCUCCGAUAUGGAAGAGUUGUUCCGAGUCACUAAAGAUCCAUACUUCAAUGUCAUCAUCACAGACUACAGCAGUGAUGACAUGGAUGUAGAGAAGGCUCUGAAACGGUCUACCUUGCGCAGCUAUCGGUACUUGAAGCUCACAGGGAAUUUCGAGCGUUCUGCUGGGCUGCAGGCGGGCAUAGACCUCGUGACGGACCCACACAGCAUCGUUUUCCUGUGCGACCUCCACAUCCACUUCCCAGCUGGAGUCAUUGAUUCCAUCCGGAAGCACUGUGUGGAAGGCAAGAUGGCUUUCGCACCCAUGGUGAUGAGGCUGCACUGCGGCAUGUCCCCACAGUGGCCUGAUGGCUACUGGGAGGUGAAUGGGUUUGGUCUCCUGGGCAUAUACAAGUCUGACCUGGACAAGAUUGGAGGCAUGAACACAAAAGAGUUUCGGGACCGCUGGGGAGGAGAGGACUGGGAACUCCUGGACAGGAUCUUGCAGGCCGGGCUGGAAGUGGAGCGUCUCUCCCUGAGAAACUUCUUCCACUGGUUUCACUCAAAGCGGGGCAUGUGGAACCGGCGCCAGCUGAAGACACUGUAGCCUUCAACACCAAAGCUGCUCUGCAGCACCGUCCACCGUCUCGUCUCGAUGUGCACUAUAUCGAGGCACACAGCCGAGCACACAAACUCUUCCUCUGCCUCCAGAGCCCUCUGACGGGACGACACAGCCGAGGAAGGGAUGGUCAGGCUGGGGGAGCGGGAGCUUCUGUUGUGAGCCGUUGUAUCCAAGACGUGGGAUCUGUGUCUUGCAGGGGGAAGUUGUGUGGGGGAGAUGUUGACAAGUGAAGGACUCGUAUUUCCUAACAUGCGGUCUGGUGGAUGGUACAGUGGGAGAGGUGCCAUAUUUCCCAUUGAGUCUUGCAUAGUGCAAAUCAAGCAGACACAAAUCCCAUCUAAGCCCAGAAUAGUUUAUUUAGAGUAACGCAGCUUAUCUUUCAAUACUUGAAUGGAAAAAAGAAAAAACAACAACCCUCCCAUUUUCCCUCCUUCCCCAUCUCUCUGGUAUCCCUGUUUUUGGACAGGGGACCAAAGGAAGUUCUCUGAACUGUAUUGUGUCCACAUGUCCGUAUGCUGACCCAAGGAAAUCUGGAUGUGGAGGAGCUCAUAGGCACUUUAGGCUGCUGGUGCUCAGAUGUUUCUCUCUGCUUUUCACUUUAGUCAUUAUGAAAAACUGUGGUCAUAUUCAGCAAAUUAUGGGCCAUGGGUGGAGAUGCAAGUACACUUCCCUUAUGAGAGCCACGUUUGCCUGCAGCUGGGCAAGGUGGCAGGGAUUGAUGUUACAAGUCUACCUGAAUUAUUGAUCCACUGCCUGAGGAUGAUGGAGGGGUUAUACAGAGAAGCUAGGAGGGCAUCUCAGGAGGAACUUUGCAGCCUUAUCUGACAGACCUGUGUGUUUGUCCUAAUGAUAUCAGGGAAACCCUAGCAGGGAAGAAGUGGCAAUAUUUUAUUAGUUGAAAUAUUGUGAAUUUGUCAGAAAAAGAGGAGACAGAGUAUUCUGCUCUCUAAAUCCUGUACAUUUGUGCAGCAUCUAAAGGUUAAUUUAAUAAGUUAUGGCCUCACAGUUAUGUCUUGUCAUAGUUUGACUUUUAUGUAAAGAGCAGGCUUUGUGAUUGAAGAACCAGUACCGCUGUUGGUGCUUCAUUCUGGAACAGCCCUGGGAGCUCUGGUCCGGUAUGGAGGAGGUGGCCUCAGGCCUUAGCGUGUGCACUGGGUGCAAAGAAAAGCGAGGAGAGAAGAGGAUUGAGUGAAUAAAAGGAGAUGCAGACCCAUGCUGGCAUUUAUCCAAGGACUGUAAAAAAAGCCCUUGUCCACAGCCAGCCUGAUACUACAGGGAAUUCUCAUCCCCUAAAAUUCCUGUAAAUGCAAGGCAAGAUUUUUUACCCCGUAACCGUUUAACAAGACUACAGAAACCCAGAAACCCCAGCGCACUCAUUGCUCUACACUAGAGCUUCAGUGUCCCCAUACCAUGGGGAAAAGGCUGCUACUGGUCGCAAGCUUCAGGGGAGAACAUGACAUAAGAUGUUGCUCAUGGCACCCAGUUCUGCAUGGAGUUGUUGAAAAGUGAGUAAUGGAGGUAUGCAGGAUACCAGCAAUGCUGACAUGGUACUAGAGUUGUUUGCUUUUUACGCUGAUGGAAUGGAUGCCAGAAUAGGCAUUCAUUUGUUGUUUAUUCUGUGGUGCUUGACAAGUCCAUCAAGUUCCACUAUUGCAGUAGAAAACUGAACAUGCAAGUUCUGGCACAUGACAUAGAGAUCUUGUCAAAUCAUCUGCUUGCCUCAGUCCAGGUUUUGUGACUGAUGGAGUUAGAAAAAGUCAACCAGAUUUCAGAAAGAUUUACUGUGCAGUGUACAGCUAUGGUGUGAGCUGUGUCUCUGAGUCCAUGGAACCUUUGCCAGACUGCAGACACCGAGUAUCUCAGAAGAAGCAGUAUUAGCCUUCUGCUCAAGACAGGGCAGUCUUUUUAAUUGAGGGAAAGUGCUUUACUCAUGCAGAGACCAAGAAAUGAAACACUACAGUUGGAGCGAGAGGGAAGAGGCUGACAACAGUCAACACUGCUAUUUUUCUGAACAUGUAUUAUAAGAGUUUAGGAGGCCAAAGCCCUGUGAUGCAAUGUUGCAAAAAGCUCUGUUUGUGCCUGGAAUGUGCAGUGUCAGUCAUGCUCUUGGUGCAUGUCAGAGCCUGUACUUCACUCAGACACAGGCACAACCUCACGAGUGUGCAGGUGAGCUCCUCUCCAGGCUUCAGGACUGUGCUUCCACAGCUUGUCCAGGCUGGCUCUGUCAUGCAAUCACUGUGGAAUGUGGAGAGGCUGGCAGGGAGGGCAAACUCUGGGACGUGGCAAAGCACUAGCAGGACCCAGCUGUUUGGCCCCAUCAGGGAGAGAACAGCAUGAUGCCCAUUUUGGAGAUGAAGACCUGAUGGAUUCGGUGGCAGCUCUUCUGUCAUGCACAUACAGUGUGCUUUCACAUUUGGCUUAGAUGUGGUUCACAGCACCUGAAAUUAGCAGGUGAUGUUCAUCUGCAGACACUGGCAAGAAUUAGGUGCAUCCAGAAGGUAACUCACUUGGCUUAAAUGGUAGGAGUAACCCCUCUUUCUCACCAGAGAAGACAAUCAGGAAAGAGUGGGCUGGAAAGUAGGUGGCGGCCCUCACUCCAGCACUGCCAGCAGAAUUUCAGGAUUUAACCCCCAUGCUUUAGCUGUGACUGUGCUCCUUCCUUCAUUCCUUGUAACCCAGGUCAGUGGCAAGCAGAACUGUUUACCUCGUGAGGACUCCUUGGUGGAGAUGUAGGGAGUUAGCAGGUUUCAGUCCAGUUUUCUGAUGGCCAGUAUCACCACUGUCAAAGUUGCUAUCACAAAUGUUCUUCCCUUUCAAGCGCAGUGGGGAUUCUUAGUUGUUAUUUAAGCAUUGCAGUAGUAAAUGUGAUUAAUACUACUUGACACUAGUUGGCAGCUUCCACGGAGGAGCUUGGAGAAAACCCAUGGGGACAAAAGCUGUCUUCCAGCCCAUGUGCUCAGAGACCACUGUGGAUUGUAGGGAGAGAAGGGGCUACAAGCUCCCCAGUUUGCUGGCCGGCAGCAAAUUUUGCAGCAGCUGUGCCAGGCUUUGCUCUGAAGCUGCUGCCCCUCUUCUAAAACAACCUGCAGCUUUUCAUCCCAAAUAGAGUCAUGAAGAGGGGGAGAGCAGGGAGCGCGGCAGCAGUGGGUAGUCCCACAGCCAUGCACUGAAAGGAUGUGGCCAUGCAGGGCAGUGGCCAGGCCACCUCAGUCCCUGAUCAGAAAGUAGUUUGCCCUAUCACUAGUGUUGCAUGGCAUGCACUGCUGCUGCGAGGAGGGCUCAUUUCUGGGUCUGGCACAGCUCCUGGAGAGCAAGAGGGAACCUGGCUUCACCAUGGCUGGAAGCUGACUCCCCAGCAGUGAUCUCAUUUCUGUCACCAGGAUCCUUUUAAGACGAUGGGCCAUGCUGCAGCAGAGACCUUCCCUGGGGCAGGAUGUGGCCAGGCUGGGGACCCUGGUAUGGCAAGGGACAUCUGCCCACAAAUGCCGACUCUGUCUUUGGGACUAUAAGUUGUGGGGCUGAGGCUUGUUUUUCAGGUCAGCAAAGGGAAAGAAGGGUUGGCUUUUAUUCUGAGAGAAAUGUAUUGUGUGGAAAUUACAAUGUGACUAUUUUUGUCGUUGUCUUUAAUGUUUGCCUGGUAUGAACAUCUAAAAUGUCUCAAGUUGGUUGUUUUUAGAUACCAAUGCCUUGUGUUCAAAAUCUGAAUUGUACCUUUGAAUUAUCUGCCUUAAAGUGGCUCUGUGCCUUCAAGACGACUCCUGGGCCACCUCUCUGUUAGAGCUGGGGGAUAUACUGAUUCUUCCUCAUGUUUCAUAAAUACAUUGUCUUCCUACAAGAGCUCAA
Molecule: messenger RNA, 7048 nt
Organism: Strigops habroptila (Kakapo)
Lineage: Eukaryota; Metazoa; Chordata; Aves; Psittaciformes; Psittacidae
Gene: B4GALNT3
Product: beta-1,4-N-acetyl-galactosaminyltransferase 3
Exons: 18
Coding region: 323-3190 (955 amino acids)
Cellular component (GO): Golgi cisterna membrane
Molecular function (GO): acetylgalactosaminyltransferase activity
Source: RefSeq, a predicted model, not a curated record